AUGGACACAGCAGCGGCAGCCUCCGGCGAUCCUCCGCCGGCUUCUGUUGUGAAAACCGUGCGGGUGGAGAUAAAGGGACGUGUGCAGGGUGUAGGGUUCCGAGACUGGACGAUGGAGAAUGCGGAGGAUCUUGGUCUCCGUGGCUGGGUCCGGAACCGGAGGAAUGGCUCUGUUGAGGCCCUCUUCUCCGGAAGCCCCGACAAAGUAGAGGAGAUGGUCGACCGGAGGUGCAGGAUCGGUCCUCCCGCUGCUGCCGUCACCGCCAUUACAUCCUUCCCAUCCAACGAGGAUCCAGGCCUGGAUUUCCAUUACAAAAAUACUCUCUAAUGUUUUAUUCUCUCUGGUAUAAUAUUUGGUAUUUUGCAAGUUUAGUUUGUUAUUCCGUCUUUGAUUUGGAUGAAGAAAUAAUGUUACGUUAUCUGCUGAAAUUGGAGCUUGAUUGUUAGUUUGUUCCUUAUUUGAUCUGUGUCUAAACUAGAAUGAAUUAUAUGAUUCUCAUAUAUAAAAAAAAUCUGAUUAGGUUGC
Molecule: messenger RNA, 525 nt
Organism: Dendrobium catenatum
Lineage: Eukaryota; Viridiplantae; Streptophyta; Magnoliopsida; Asparagales; Orchidaceae
Product: acylphosphatase
Exons: 1
Coding region: 1-327 (108 amino acids)
Molecular function (GO): acylphosphatase activity
Source: RefSeq, a predicted model, not a curated record